UCGACGACUCCCCGCCUUCAAAGAUCAGGACGGAAUCAUCUCAUCUUCAUCUUCACUCGAGCCGCUCUUCCGCUCUCUUUUGUCUUCUUGUUUGAAUGCUGGACAUUUAUUGAAAAAUCGUCGGUUCGGAUCUCGGAUUACACCAUAAUCACCUCACCACCACAUCACACAAUCACAACCACCAUGCCAAGACUAGAAGACACUCAGGUCUACGACCACGAGGACCAAGAUGACCUCCUCAACCGUAACCGCCGGAGGGUUCAGCGUCUCUGGGAAGACUUUGUCGGGUUCGCAUUUCAGGGGAAUGUCCUCGAGAUCGCUUUUGGUUUGAUCCUAGCCACAAUGUUCACAGCCCUCGUCACCUCCUUCGUCUCCGACAUUGUCCUCCCGCCCAUCUCAGUGCUUCUCCCACUGAACAAGAACUUGGAGGAGAAAUUCGCCGUCCUCCGGUCCGGAGCCAACCAUCCCGAGGAAGGGUACAAUACCCUGAAGCAGGCGCAGGCGGAUGGUGCUGUUGUUAUGGCUUACGGAUUCUUCAUGAACCGCCUCCUCAACUUCAUGGGCGUCGGCUUCUCGCUUUACAGCAUCGCCUCCGUUUACCAGUGGAUGUCCAAGGACCCUAUUAUCAAGAAGACUAUGCCUUGCCAGUACUGCUGCAAGUUUAUUAACAUUAACUCAAUCCGCUGCAUAAACUGCACCUCCUGGCUCGACGGCCGCGAAGACAUGCUCCGACCAAUCCACACCCCUCCCAGCCUCACCACCGCAGGCACCGCAGGCACUGCAGGCGCAGGCGCAGGACCUUCUUCCGCUUCGAAAUAGGGACGGUGGCAUCCGGACCGUCCUGAUUCCAACCCCCACAUGAACUACGAUGACAUGACGACAAAUAGUGCUUACAAUGGCGACGGCUAUGGUGGGGGUGGGGGCGAUG
This is a messenger RNA of Neurospora tetraspora, 928 nucleotides long. Its product is annotated as gated mechanosensitive channel. Gene Ontology annotation, biological process: monoatomic ion transport. Lineage: Eukaryota; Fungi; Ascomycota; Sordariomycetes; Sordariales; Sordariaceae. The record is from RefSeq and is a predicted model, not a curated record. Bases 184 to 819 code for a protein of 211 amino acids. Gene Ontology annotation, cellular component: membrane. The transcript has 4 exons. Gene Ontology annotation, molecular function: mechanosensitive monoatomic ion channel activity.